Messenger RNA from Onychostoma macrolepis, 1184 nucleotides. Its product is annotated as coiled-coil domain-containing protein 122. The coding region runs from base 118 to 897 and encodes 259 amino acids. Lineage: Eukaryota; Metazoa; Chordata; Actinopteri; Cypriniformes; Cyprinidae. The record is from RefSeq and is a predicted model, not a curated record. The transcript has 5 exons.
UAGACUAACCAUUUAAUCAAUAAAAACUAUAACCGUAUUUCAAUUAUAAUAAAAUAACGAACAUCGACGCUCAGGCGCUCCUGCGUGACGUCAUUCGUGUUUCCCGCCGAAUUAGCUAUGGACGACCUCAGAAAGCAGGAUUUUCCCCUCAAUGACGCGCUUCAGGAGCUUCUGCAGCAGGGCGCGGCGCGCGCGCGACAGCUCGGGGACGCGCAGCGCGAGCUCGACACGCUGCAGCAGGCGUCUCUUCUGCAGCUGGAGCAGAGCGGUGAGUCUGCUGGAUCUCAGGUGAAGCUGCAGGAGAAGACGCUCGCUGCUCUGGACUGUGAUACGGAGCAGCUUCAGCGCAGCGUCCUCCGUCUGGAAGCACAGAUCCACAGCCUCCUGCUGGAGAACCUGGAGCUCCGGAGCUGGACGGAGGAGCAGCAGCAGCGCCGGCGCUCUCAGCAGACGGAGUUCAGCUCGUACCGCAGCCGUGUGACGGAGCACCGGACGGCCGUGUGUCUGCAGGAGAGCCGAGCGCACCUCCAUCAGGAGCUCCAGCAGAAGCAGCAGGAGGCGUCUGGACUCAGACUCACGCUGGAGGAGCUCCAGACCGACCUCCAGAAACCGGUCCGGCAGACGCAGAAGGAAAUCGACGUUCUUAAGGCCAGUAUUCUUGCAGCGAGACAGACUGUGAUGGAGAGAGAAGCUCAUCUGGAGAACGAACAGCACACGCAGACACGGCUGAGGAGAGAGAUCGAGAUCCAGGAGCGCAGAUGCGAGGCCAUCCUGAAGCGGCUGCGCAGUCAGCUGAAGAAAGCUCAGUCGGGUCACCUGCAGCUGCGCAGCGACGUCACACACCUGCAGACGCGGCUGGACGAGCUCCGGGGUCAGCUGGACCGAGACGGACGCUGACGGGUCAUGAUCAUCUCCGCUUAACAAAACAAGUUAAAUGUUCCGUGGGAAUGUGUUUGAAUCAGAGCUGCAACACGAUUAGUCGAUUCAAAAUAAGUGUAUGUUUACAUACGAUAUGUGUGUGUACUGUGUAUGUUUAUUAUGUAUAUAUAAAUACACACACAUACAUGUAUAUAUUAAGGAAAAAUGUGUUAGAUUUAUAUGUAAAAUAUUUAUAUUUAUUAGUGCUGGGCAACAAUUAAUCGCAUCCAAUAUAAAAGUUUAUAUUUAUGUUCAUAUAAUUAAUA